AAGGUUUAAGAGACGGCACCGUAUUGCUGUCCGAGCACUUCGUCUUGAACCUCCAUUUUUGCCUUCUCAAAACCCUAACCUAGAAACAUCAACAAUGGGGAAACUUACCAAGGCAGAGAAGAAGGUCGCUUACGAUUCCAAGCUGUGCCAACUCCUUGAUGACUACACUCAGAUCCUCGUCGUCAAUGCUGACAAUGUCGGAUCCAACCAACUCCAGAACAUCCGCAAGGGUCUCCGUGGUGAUUCAAUCGUCCUCAUGGGGAAGAACACUAUGAUGAAGCGCUCUGUUCGCAUGCACGCAGAGAAAACCGGCAAUGAUGUCUAUCUCAGUCUUAUCCCCCUCCUUGUCGGCAAUGUUGGAUUGAUUUUCACUAAGGGUGACUUGAAAGAGGUUAGCGAGGAGGUUGCUAAGUACAAGGUGGGAGCACCAGCUCGUGUUGGUUUGGUUGCUCCAAUUGACGUUGUUGUUCCUCCAGGAAACACAGGACUUGAUCCCUCUCAGACCUCUUUCUUCCAGGUGCUUAAUAUUCCCACCAAAAUUAACAAGGGAACGGUAGAAAUUAUAACCCCGGUCGAACUCAUUAAGAAGGGAGACAAAGUGGGCUCUUCUGAAGCCGCUUUGCUGGCCAAGCUUGGCAUAAGGCCCUUCUCAUAUGGCCUUGUUGUUCUGUCAGUGUAUGAUAAUGGGUCAGUUUUUAGCCCAGAGGUUCUUGAUCUUACCGAGGAUGACCUCGUUGAGAAGUUUGCUGUUGGUGUCUCAAUGGUUACUUCUCUUUCAUUGGCCGUCUCGUACCCAACACUUGCAGCUGCACCGCAUAUGUUUGUGAACGCCUACAAGAAUGUCCUUGCUCUCGCAGUUGAGACAGAUUACUCUUUCCCUGAGGCAGACAAGGUUAAAGAGUACCUCAAGGAUCCAAGCAAAUUUGCUGUGGCUGCUGUUGCUGCUCCUGCUGCCGAUUCUGGUGCUGGCCCAGCUGCUGCUGCCAAGGAAGAGGAGAAGAAGGAAGAGCCAGCGGAAGAGUCUGAUGAUGACAUGGGUUUCAGUCUUUUUGACUAGCUUAAGUAAUACUUUUUGAGAUUGCUGUAGACAUGUUUUAAUUUUGCAGUUUUAGGUUUGAUGAAGUUUGUUUUUAUUCAGUUUAGAUGUUAUUUUACUUGGCAUGGAAACUAGUUUUAUAGUUUUCAAAGGGGUUAUUUUCUUUCAAAUGGAUUGUGAUUAGUUUUUAAAAUUUUACAUCUCCUUGUUAUAAUUCUCUUAUUGUCCUGAGCCUGUUUAGUUUUCCAAAAAAAAUUUGUGAUGUCUCGUAGUUGUACAACUUCUUCCAGGAUGCUCGAACUGCUUUGACUGUAAAAACAAUAUUUAAUAAAACUUGUUUCC
This is a messenger RNA of Abrus precatorius (Indian licorice), 1378 nucleotides long. Its product is annotated as 60S acidic ribosomal protein P0-like. Gene Ontology annotation, molecular function: structural constituent of ribosome; large ribosomal subunit rRNA binding. The coding region runs from base 95 to 1057 and encodes 320 amino acids. Gene Ontology annotation, cellular component: cytosolic large ribosomal subunit. The transcript is spliced from 5 exons. Lineage: Eukaryota; Viridiplantae; Streptophyta; Magnoliopsida; Fabales; Fabaceae. The record is from RefSeq and is a predicted model, not a curated record. Gene Ontology annotation, biological process: ribosomal large subunit assembly; ribosome biogenesis; cytoplasmic translation.